Molecule: messenger RNA, 1328 nt
Organism: Musa acuminata AAA Group (dessert banana)
Lineage: Eukaryota; Viridiplantae; Streptophyta; Magnoliopsida; Zingiberales; Musaceae
Product: transcription factor bHLH84-like
Exons: 5
Coding region: 41-985 (314 amino acids)
Biological process (GO): regulation of DNA-templated transcription
Molecular function (GO): DNA-binding transcription factor activity; protein dimerization activity
Source: RefSeq, a predicted model, not a curated record
GCUUGCUUCCUGCUACCUCCACCCCCAAGUCUUCACACAAAUGGAGCCUCAAGGACUGGCAUUGGAGGCAAGCUGGAAGUCCUUUGAUCCAUUAAUGUCAGUGGAGGAGUCUGAAGUCAUGGCACAGCUAUUUUGUUCUAUGCAAGAUCAAGAUCCAAGCACUGGGAUCCAACACUUGCUUUGUUUUGAUCAUAACGCUAAUACUUUCCACUGUUCUGAUGAUUCUGGCUGCAAUCCGUACUAUUGGAAUCAAGGCACUUGCACGCCUGCUGCUGAUGAAGGCUACUACUUGCUCGAGCAAAUCGCCACCCCAUCCUUUCCGGUUGAAGUCAGCAGUGAUGAAGCUGUUGAAUCUAUUCCGAAACCUCAUCUUCCUGAUCCUCAUGCCUCGCAAGCCAUCAAGAGAGGGUUGCAUGUUGGUGACCAUGAAGUGCCCGCAAUGGUAGAAGAGGAUGACAACCAUAUGGGAAGUCUCAGGAAGAAGGCCCGAGCCAUGGCACCUGUGACCUCCAAGAAGGUUCAUAGAAGCGGUCGGUAUGCUGACGAGGAAGAGAGGAAUGGUGACAUGAAUCUUCACGGCUCCUGUUGUUACAGCUCGGAGGAUGACUCAAAUGGGUCUCAGGAGCUCAAGGGAGCAGGCGCCACGAGCUGCAGCUCGAAAGGGUCUGCGGCCAUGAAUCCAACCGAGAGGAAGACAAGAGCUGGUCGAGGGUCAGCAACCGAUCCACAGAGCCUCUAUGCCAGGAAGAGGAGGCAAAGGAUCAAUGAGAGGCUGAGGAUUUUGCAGAGUUUGAUUCCAAAUGGAACGAAAGUAGACAUCAGCACGAUGCUUGAAGAAGCAGUGAGGUAUGUGAAGUUCUUGCAGCUCCAAAUCAAGCUCUUGAGCUCCGAGGAGCUGUGGAUGUAUGCUCCCAUUGCUUACAAUGGCAUGAACCUUGGAUUCGACCUAAAGAUCUCUCCAGUCUCAGCAGUGACAUCCAAAUAAGAUCGGUUCUCGGUCAACUCUGGAACCCAAAGGGGGGAUGGAUGACUCUGGGACCAUGGUGUUCAUAACCUUCCUUUUCUUUAUCCUCAUCUUUGGAACUAUAUGUUCUGGCUCAGCAAAUGGGAUCUUCUUCUAUAGAGGUGAUGACGAGAACAUUGUUCUUUAGAUGUAAAAUCAAUACAAGUGCCUAAUUCGACUACAUAUACUCAAAAAUUCAUAUCAGAUAAUGAGUAAUAGAGAAAAAGAAAGAUGAGAAUGUUCAUCAUAAGAGCUCCAGUCAUAAAUACUUCGGUAUUUAUCUUGUAAUCCAAUGCAGAUACCACGUGUCACAAAUAAUUGAAUA